UGGUGUCACCUGUAUAGAUCUUACGACCUCCGCCAGCUCCUGGACCCCCGAAGUGUCACCUCCGACCCCCUGGACUACCGCCUCAGCUGGCACCUGUGGAUGGUGUUGCAGGCCUUGAAUUACACCCACCUGUCGGCGCAGAGCCAGGGGGUGCUACACGCCAGUUACGCAGCACAGCUGGAGAAUGUGGGCCUGUGGGAGUGGGCCGUCUUCGUCAUGCUUCACAUCCAUGACCCCGUCGCUCGGGAGUCCGCUGUGCGAGAGCUCCUGAACCGUCACUGCGUCCUCGGGGAGACUCCGGAGUCCCUGAUGAAGGAGAAGUUCCUGAUUGAGAAGCUUCAUAUCCCGGCACGAUGGAUCCAUGAGGCCAAAGCCAUCCGAUCCCGGCGAGAGGGAGACGGACACAAGGAGGCCAUCUAUCUCCUCCGAGCCAAUCACUGGAACCAGUGUCACCGACUGGUCUCCCGUCACCUGGCCUCAGACGCCAUCAUCAACGAGAACUACUCCUACCUGCGCAGCUUCCUGGAUGAGUUGUCCCGUCCUGAGAACUGCGUCCACAUCCAGGGCUGGGACACGGCGGGACAGGUCUGCCUGGACUACAUCACCAUCAUAGAGAUGCUGAACAGUAUCCGCCAGGUGAGCUUCAGUACCAGGUUCUGGUGGGUAGGUGGGGCCUCCAUUGGGCGUCGCUCCUGGACUAUCCUUCUGGUGGUCGAGAUGGCAAAGCGUGUCGCCAACAUCCUGCGUGUUGUCCUGCGUUUACAACAUUCACCGGAAUCGGACGACGACUCGGACCUCCAGCGCGUCCCCCUCAGAUUGCUGGCCCCCCACAUUGGCCGCCUCCCAAUGCCAGAGGACUAUGCUAUGGAAGAACUCCGCAGCCUCACACAGUCUUACCUGAGAGAACUCACUCUGCGCAGCCAGUAA
Molecule: messenger RNA, 927 nt
Organism: Nanorana parkeri
Lineage: Eukaryota; Metazoa; Chordata; Amphibia; Anura; Dicroglossidae
Product: nuclear pore complex protein Nup98-Nup96-like
Exons: 5
Coding region: 100-927 (275 amino acids)
Source: RefSeq, a predicted model, not a curated record